AUGGCACAACCUUUUGAGGAUUGGUAUAAAAAUUUACCUAUUGUUACAAAGAUAUAUAUGACAGGAUGUGUUGUUACAUCAGUUAGUGUUUAUCUUGGAUUGGUUGGUCCAUUAAGAUUAUAUUUAAAUUUUCCAUUAGUAUUUGGCAAGUAUGAAUUUUGGAGACUUUUUACAAAUUUUUUUUUCUAUGAUGAAAUUGGUAUGAAUUUCUUUUUCCAUAUGUAUUUCCUGGUUAGACACAGUAGGCUAUUAGAGGAAUCAUCAUUUAGAGGUAGAUCAGCUGAUUAUCUAUUUAUGUGGAUAUUUGGAUCAUUUUUAUUAUUAAUAAUGGAUGCAUUUUUAUUUUAUACCAAAAUUGUUACAAAAGUUUUAUUUUUAGCACCAUCAAUAGCAUUUAUGGUAAUUUAUGUGUGGAGUAGAAGAAAUCCUAAUAUGCAUAUUAGCUUUUUAGGUUUAUUUACAUUUAGUGCACCAUAUUUACCUUGGGUAAUUUUAAUAAUGGGUUAUUUAUUCAAUCAUGAUUUAACAACUGAUUUAUUAGGUGCUGUUGCAGGUCAUGCUUAUUAUUUCCUUGAAGAUGCUUAUCCAUUAAUUAGUAAUAGAAGAUUAUUAAAAACUCCUGGUUUUUUAAAAAAUCUUAUGGAUGGACAAGAGCAACCAAUUGUAGAUGCACAUCAACAACAAGAAGUACAACAAGCACAACAACAAGAAGUACAACAACCAGUACAAAACUUUCUAAAUGAAGAUGAUUUAGAUCAACAAUAA
Dictyostelium discoideum AX4 is the source of this 765-nucleotide messenger RNA. RefSeq lists its product as hypothetical. The record is from RefSeq and is a predicted model, not a curated record. Gene Ontology annotation, biological process: response to stress. Gene Ontology annotation, cellular component: endoplasmic reticulum membrane. The transcript is spliced from 4 exons. The coding region runs from base 1 to 765 and encodes 254 amino acids. Lineage: Eukaryota; Evosea; Eumycetozoa; Dictyosteliales; Dictyosteliaceae.